GUGAGCCUUCAUGACUUCCUCACUCGCCACUUGGGGAAUCCCUCCAAAAUGAUCUGAAUUAUUUUAUAUCGCAACUAUCCAUACCUCAGUUCCUUUAGCGUUCUUACUGAAGAGUUUCCGCGGACUACAGUGGAUGCAACAAGAGCAGGAAGUGAGUUGAGUGGGAUGGGGGAAAAGACAAUUGGUAGAAAAAGAGGGGACGAACACGCCCGUCCUGAAACUAAAAUAAAGUGAACGGAGUGCCAACAUCUAAUCGCGGACACCACAAAAGGAGACCGCGACAUUCGAUUUUAUCCAGUGCCUGCACUUGGAUCUUCCCAGUUAAAUUUUUCCAAUGGAAUGGAAUGGAACGUAUUCUCAGCAGAUCUUUUGAAUGUUGCCUCUGCAUUCCAAUCUCACCGAACAAGUCAAUUUGCUAAUAGUGAGGACAGUUGUGUCUCUCACACUCAUUCAAACUGGCUUUUAUUGACAUUUCUUAUCAAUAUACUGUACCAUUAUGGCUAUGCAAGAGCCAGGCCGGACCAAAGGCAUUUCGCGUAGACAUUAUGGUGUAGUAUGUGCAAGCAUGCCCAGUCUUUCGGAGCAUACAAACACUUUUCAUAACUUUGAAGAGGAACGCAAAUUUAAGUGUGAGGAAUGUGGGCGAGACUACAGGCAUGCUGGCAGCUUGGCUAACCACAAAAAAACACACGAGGUGGGCUCUUUUCAGUGUCCUAUAUGCUCCAGGAACCUCUCCAAUGCAUUGGCUCUCAAAAGCCACCUGCGCAUUCAUACGUCCAGAAAGAAAUAUGCUUGCACUGAAUGUGGAAAGGCUUUUCGUCUAGCAACUCAGCUAGCCACCCAUCAAAAGGUCCAUAGCAAUAAAGGGUCUCACGUCAAGGCAAAAAGUUUUGCAGAAAGUCAUGUCGAAAAUGAUGAUAAAGUUGAUGAGUUGCAUCUUGAUGAGGUAGAUUUUGACAUUAUGCCAGAUUUGCAGCCAGACAUGAAGCUGAAUAUUGCUCCAAUGAACAGCCAAAGUAACGGUCUUGUGUCAGAAAAUGUUUUAAACUGCACCCCAGAAAGUGACACAGCAGCUGACGAUGAUGCUGCAGGCAGGCCAUUCAAAUGCGACUUAUGUGACAAGACUUACAGACAUCACGGUAGCCUCAUAAACCAUAAAAAGACUCAUCAAAUGGGAGUCUUUGAGUGUCCAAUCUGUUUUAAACAGUUCAACAAUCUUGCUGCACUUACUAGUCACCAGCGAACCCACAGUAAAACCAGAGGCCGCCACAGUGCGCCGAACCCUAAACUUGCUCUUACUGACUGCAAGCAGGAGCAGGUCCCUGAUGUUACGCCACAGAAUGGUGAUGCUAAUAUUCAUUUUUGUCACCUUUGUCAAGUUGCUUUUGUUAACGAUGAUGAGUUUCAAAAUCACAUUCUGUUGCAUAACUCCUCCUCUGUGUCAUUUGAGCUCCCUACCAACCUACCAGAGGAGCACAAUCUUUCUUACAACGAUAAUGUUAUUCAUUCCCCAGAAUCUAAUCCUUAUCCCCCCUCUAGUGACACUCCACCAUUGCCUCCACUACUUGAUAAAUCUGUUGAUUAUGACCAAUCAGAAGGCCCCAUAGAAAAUGGUCAUAUAUACAUACCCAACUCUUUAGAUGAUGAUUCAUUGACUCUACAUGCUCAGGGACAACCGGUGACCCCACCAUCAGAAAACCUCGAUCCUGAUUGUUCAGCACAGGAUUUUAGUAACAUCAAAGUAGAAGAAACUGACAGUUCUGAUCGCCGCUUCAAGUGCAACAUCUGUGGUAAAAGCUAUAGGCAUGCAGGCAGUCUUAUAAAUCACAAACGAUCCCAUCAAACUGGAAUCUUUCAGUGUUCUAUCUGUCGCAAGAGCUAUCCACAUUUGGCGGCUCUGCGAAGCCACCUUAGGAUCCAUAAGGGCAGACCCAUAUCUUUGGCUGCUAGUUCUGAGGGGGACUGGCUUUCUUCAGAGCCCUUAACACAUGAGAGUCAUCAGGGCACCUUUGCAUCACAGGAGGGUGAUGAAAGUGGAAUCUUAGGCCUUCCUCAGGAACUGGUAUUACCUGUGCAGGAUGAUUCUAAUGAGGAGUAUGUGGAGGAGACUGAUUCUACUGAAUUUAAUGAGCAGUUUGACAAUUCCUAUUCUGAUGAGCAACUACCUCAGGAUGAACACAUCAUGGAGAGGCACAUGUGUGCAGACUGUGGUAAAACAUUUACCGAUAUUGCAGGAAUCAAAUCACAUGACUGUCCCCUCCUGAAUCAGCAGUAUCAGAGCAUGAUGAAUGGCUCAUCCAGUCAAACUGACUUUCAUGAAACAAAACAUCAGAAUUUCUUGGGGGAGUCAGGGGAGAAUGUUGGUUUUGGGCACAAUGACGGUCCAACUGAGGCCUAUUUUAAUCAGCAAACCUUUCACGACAACAUUGAUGAUCAGUUGAGUGAGAGUGAAGAUGAAGCUGAGUGUGAAGACAAUGAAGAAGAGGAUGAUGAAGAGAUGUAUCAGUGCUCUGUGUGUGGGAAUCACUAUACUAGCAUGAGUGCCCUGCGAAGCCACCUUCAAACUCAUACUCAAACUCAUGACGCACCUUCAGCAUCUGGCCCAUCUUUGGUUUCUUCUGUGGAGGUCAAGAGAGAUGAACAGAGUGAAAAUCAGCAGAGUGAUUGCGGUCUGAUUAUCUGCAGCCAAUGUGGAGAGAGCUUUGCAGAGCAACAGGACCUACAAGCUCACCAACUCUUGCAUAGCAACAUUGAAAGUAAUCCACAAGAACAAUUUGCAUCAGAUCAUCAGAAUGAGCUCAAACCAAAAGUGGAAAUGGAAAGUGUUAUUUGUGGGAAAUGUGGCUUUAGCUGCAUCGAUCUAUAUCACCUCAAUAACCACAAUUGCACGGGGCAACGAGAUGGACAAGUGAGGGAAAAAAGUGUCAAGAAGCCACUUCUUCGAAGUACAUUUCAGAUCCAUAAUUUCGAUGGUCUACAUGGAGAGCGACAAUACAAGUGUGACCAAUGUGGUCGUUCAUACAGACAUGCCGGAUCUUUGCUCAAUCAUAAGAAGUCACAUAAUACUGGAGUGUUCCGCUGCUUUGUUUGUCAAAAGCGUUUUUAUAAUUUGCUGGCCCUCAAGAAUCACCAGAGGACACACUUCGAUGUUAAAAAACAUCGUUGUGCAGAAUGUGGGAAAGCAUUCAAAAUCUAUAAACAACUGUUGAACCACCAGAGGGUACAUCAGGAAAACAAGGCAAAGAUUGAAGAACUCAACAAACAAAUUCAGACACUGAUGCAGAUGAGCGGGAAUGCCUCAGUGAGUGGAAUGCAGUCACUUAAUAAUCCCAGCAGAAAGAGAAUGAGCAGACGUCAUAAACAACGGCAAACCUCUACCAGUGAUCAGUCUAGCCAAGAAAAAGAGGCCCAGAAACGAGAUCCCAGGGACCCUCGUCCUUUUGUCUGCGAUCAAUGUGGGCGAAGCUACCGGCAUGCAGGAAGCUUGGUCAACCACAAAAACUCUCACAAGACAGGUGAAUAUUACUGUGCUUUGUGCAACAACACUUACUCAAACCAGCUAGCAAUGAAGAACCAUUUACGAAUACACUUUGCUGUCAAAAGACAUCGCUGCCAAGACUGUGGAAAGGCCUUCAGAGGAAACAAACAGUUACUCAACCACACUUGUUCGACCAAGAAGAGGAAUGCAGCACCAAAAGGAAAGGUCAGGGGUCGUAAACAAGAAAAGGAUUUAAAAUGCAAGCAUUGCCGUCUUGUGUUUCCUGAUCAUGAACUACUUCAAGGACACAGCUGUAGCGAAGUGCCUGUGCCUGAUUUAGGCCCCCAAGGGAGUGACAACCACAGAGCUGCCGUACAAAAAGAGGAAAGACCAUUCAAGUGUAACAUCUGCGGUCGCAGUUACCGUCAUGCCGGUAGCUUGUUGAACCAUAAGAACACUCACAAAACUGGCCUCUUCACCUGCUCAUUUUGUGCCAAGCCUUUUUCCAAUCCCAUGGCUUUACGAAACCAUACACGCAUUCACACACAAAAGAAAAAGUAUGUCUGUCCUACUUGCGGUAAAGCUUUCCGUCUCUCCAGUAUCCUGUACAACCAUCAAAAAAUCCAUGCACGGGGAGUAUCUCAUUACAGCUGCCAAACGUGUGGCAAAAGCUUCCAGGGAAAGUCUGGGCUAAAGAGACAUCGUUGUUACAGAAAUGGCAAUCCAAAGUCUGAUGUAAAUCAAGACAGCUCUGAUAAAUGCUAUACGUGUGAUCAGUGCGGACGCUCAUACAGACACGCUGGGUCCCUUCUCAACCACAAGAAAACUCAUUCUGCUGACCUCCUGAAUUGCACUCUCUGCCUCAAAACAUUUACAGACCCUAGGGAAUUAGAGAGUCACUCUCAAAUGGCUCGCCACUGCUGCCCCGAUUGUGGGAAAACCUUCUGUGAGUUUGCGCACCUGCAAAGCCACAUGGAGGUGCACAGUAAGGGACUCCCCUAUUACUGCAGUGUGUGUCAACAGAAUUUCCCGAACCUGGUUAGUUUUCAGCAGCACCAGGAGCUCCAUGGCAACUUGCAAGGGCAGUCACACCAAGAGCAAGGUAUGGCGAUGCAGCAGGGUUUAGAUUGGGACGCAGGACUGGAUCAGCAGAUUGGAGUUCAGAGCCUUCCUAAGAUCGAUUCAGCCUUCAGCAGGGUCCAUGGAUUCCCUGAGCCGCAAGACCAGCAGGAAAGUAGCGAGGGAUUUGAUAGGGAGGAGAAGAGUCAUGUGUGCGAGCACUGCGGGCGCACUUACCGCCACGCUGGUUCACUGCUCAACCACAAAAACAGUCACAAAAUGGGUUCCUUCUUCUGCUCCGUCUGCCAAAAGGAGUUCACCAAUCUCAUGGCACUGAAGAAUCAUCGGCGCAUUCACACUGAACCUAAACGCUAUCAGUGCCUGGAGUGUGGCAAGGCCUUCCGGGUCUCCACCCAGCUUAUCUGCCACAGGCGUAUCCACACCAAAGAGAAGCCCUUCUCCUGUCUCCUUUGCGACAAGCGUUUCUCUAGCAAGUCCAACCUCCGGCACCAUCAAAAGAUGCAUCAGAAUACCCAACAGACUUACGAAUCCUCCUUCAACAUGGAUGAAAAUGCAUUUAUGGGACUGGGUGUGGACCCUUUCCUCUAAGGCCACGCUCCAGGCUUACUGCUCAAAGGGAAGAUUUCAAAACAAUAUUCUAGUACAAGACUCUUUCUCCACCCAAGGCCUAAUGCCAAUAAUCCUACAACGUCAGGUUUUCUGCUGUACUUGUCCAGAUAGUGUCGCACACAGAUGCUGAUCUUGGCGAGUCUUGCCUCCUUUACUGUAGUGUUUUCAAAUGUUGUUCUUUAACGGACGCUUAAGACUGGCAUUGAUAAGAUACUACCUCUGGUAGGGACAGUAAUACUGUAGACAUUUUAGAAUAAGUGACAGUGCCUGUCAGAGACCAUUUUAGAUUUUUUAUUUUAUUUCAUGUUUUGUGUUCCCACACAGUGCACAAAUUGUAAGGUACAAUGAUGAGUCUCAGACUGAGAGCUUGGAUGAGUACUUCUGUCCAGACUCUAACCCAGUGCUGCCUUCAAGAGUCCGACCGAUUAUUUGGUGUUAUUGAACAGAACAAGGUUUUUUGUCUUGAAACAAGGUAUUAUGAGGAUUAAGGAUACAAUUUAUCCUUCUCAUUAUGUUUGUAUUAAGUGCUUCCAUAUUUCGAGGUUUUAUAUAUUUAUCGUACUGCUCAUGGUAGAUGUGCUAAAAUCAAUUCAUUGUCUCAUUAAGACCAAUGUACACAUGAUGUUCCUUCAGUUUCAUAAUGAAUUACUCUGGUAAGGCUGUUAAACAGCAACCUUCUCUAAGGCCUGUCCUGUAGAAAAUCUCAAAGAUAUUUAUUUAUUUAAAAAAUAACUAUUUAUACCUUAAGCAUACUUGUCUUUAUUACUGUUAUACGUGGUACACAAUGCAUGGUAUUAAAUGUGUAAUAAAUGCUAGGUCGGUUGAUUAUGUAGGUAUUCUAGAUAAUGGUUGUAAACAUUUAAGAAAUACCUCUAAAAACAUUCGCAACAGUGUAUUUGAAAUAACAACUGAAAUAUUUCAAUUUUCUUAGUGCAUAGUUUUCUAGUAAACGUUUUAUGAAGUGGGCGUUUGUUCUUCACAAGAUUUUGGAGCACAACUAAAUGAACAGACCCAAAAAUCCAUGAUCGGUCGGGCUCUGUUAGGGCAGAAAUUCACCAACUGAACACUUCAACAGGUUUAAAAUGCUCAGGUCUCGCAACUUACUAGACGCAAUGUAAGAAAAUACGUUUAGCUUGAUGCUUCUAUCAUCAAGGCUUCUAUGUCUGUCUUUGAUGCCAGAUUGAAUUUCAAUGUGCCAUUUCAUAUCACCGCCCUUCUUGGAUUAAAAAUUAUUUGUAAGAUGGUUUUCUUUUAAGCUUAUAGAUCAGUACUUACUGAUUAAUUAAGAGUAGAAGUCGUAAACAUUCACAUAUUAAUGGCUUAAUUGCAUUUGACAACUUAAACUGACAACUGAGACUCACUGUAAUCAGUUGCGUAUAUCUUAAAUAUAAAAUAUUUAUUUUUGUUCACAUGAUCAAUGUUUCUCUUUCUCGAGUAGGGACCCUAAUAAGCAGAAACUGUUUAUUUGUAGGUGUUGAUACCCUCACUUUCUUGAACUGAAUAAAACAAUAUAACAGUA
Danio rerio (zebrafish) is the source of this 6686-nucleotide messenger RNA. The record is from RefSeq and is a predicted model, not a curated record. Lineage: Eukaryota; Metazoa; Chordata; Actinopteri; Cypriniformes; Danionidae.